Molecule: messenger RNA, 1065 nt
Organism: Exophiala aquamarina CBS 119918
Lineage: Eukaryota; Fungi; Ascomycota; Eurotiomycetes; Chaetothyriales; Herpotrichiellaceae
Product: 3'(2'),5'-bisphosphate nucleotidase
Exons: 1
Coding region: 1-1065 (354 amino acids)
Biological process (GO): phosphatidylinositol phosphate biosynthetic process; sulfate assimilation
Molecular function (GO): 3'(2'),5'-bisphosphate nucleotidase activity
Source: RefSeq, a predicted model, not a curated record
AUGGCCUACGAGAAGGAACUCAAGGUCGCUCAGUUGGCCGUUGCAAGAGCGGCCAUCUUGACAAAGGCAGUUUUUCACGAGAAAGCCAAAGGCACGGUCUCCAAGGAUGACAAGUCGCCUGUGACCAUCGGAGAUUUCGGGGCACAAGCUUUGAUCAUUGCUGCCAUCAAGCACAAUUUCCCUGACGAUGAAGUCGUCGGGGAAGAAGAAGCCUCUUCGUUGCGCGAGCAGAAGGAUCUCUCUUCCAAAAUUUGGGACCUGGUCAAGGAUGCCAAGCUCACCGACCCCGACUCUGAUGCUGUCCUUGGCGGACCCAUCAAGACGGAAGAUGCGAUGCUCGAUGCCAUCGACCAAGGCAACAGUGCUGGUGGUGACAAAGGUCGCAUCUGGGCCCUCGACCCCAUUGAUGGCACAAAAGGCUUCCUCCGUGGCGGGCAGUAUGCCGUUUGCCUUGCACUACUUGUCAAUGGCGACGUCAAGGUUGGCGUGUUGGGGUGCCCUAACCUUCCGGUAGACGACUCCGCCCUGUUGACAGAGGACAUCGGCGCUGAAGCCACGGAUGCAGAAGGCAAAGGCGUUCUCUUUUCUGCCAUUCAAGGUCAGGGUGCAACGUCACAGCCUCUCACGCGCGGCGCCGUCACACAGGGUCAGCCAAUCCAUGUCAGCAAGAUCUCUGACGUCAGCCAGGCAGUCAUGUGCGAGUCAGUUGAGGCAGGACACUCGUCCAAGGGCGACAACGCACUCAUCGCCGAGAAGCUCGGCAUCUCCGGAAAGCCAGUGCAGAUGGAUAGUCAGGCGAAAUAUGGCAGCGUCGCAAGAGGUGCAGGAGACCUCUAUCUCCGUCUGCCCGUCAAGAAAUCUUACGUCGAGAAGAUAUGGGAUCACGCUGCUGGGGACUUGAUUGUCAGAGAGGCUGGCGGCCAGGUCACUGACAUCACAGGAAAGAGGCUGGACUUCGGAAGAGGAAGAACCCUCACCGAGAACAAAGGGGUCGUGGCUGCUCCAGCUAACGUGCACCCUCAGACCUUGAAGGCCGUUCAGGAGGUGCUUGCUGCGAAGUCUUGA